This is a messenger RNA of Danio rerio (zebrafish), 1873 nucleotides long. NCBI's taxonomy places the organism in Eukaryota, Metazoa, Chordata, Actinopteri, Cypriniformes, Danionidae. The record is from RefSeq and is a predicted model, not a curated record.
AUGCACAAAGAGAGGGAGAGAAAGGGAAAGAAAGAGCUUAUUGAUUUUUUUUUCUGUUUCUCUUUGUCUCUGAUCUCUACAGACACUGAUGAAUGCCAAGAUGAGGCAAAAUGUAGAGAUGGUGAAUGCAUGAACACAUAUGGCUCAUAUCAGUGUUUCUGCACCCCUCCUAUGGUUCUGGCAAUGGACAACACACACUGCAUAUUACCCGACGUAGCAGGGCAAAGUGAAGCUGACUUAUACUCAGGGGUUUGCUGGGAGAGAGUAACUGAAAACUUCUCCUGCGCAAAUCCUAUCCCCAACAUACACACCUCAUUCACAGAGUGCUGCUGUUUGUAUGGAGAGGCCUGGGGCAACGAUUGUGCUCUCUGCCCUGGGAAAAAUACAGACUCCUAUGCCCAAAUGUGUAAUAUCCGUCGACCGUAUGGUCGGGAUGCUCUGGUCGCUGGCCCAAUUGGGGUCAGCCCUGAUUAUAACCCUCAACCUCUGAAUCCUGACGGCACGCUUCCAUACAUUGAAGAUUACGAUGAACCAAGAAAUCCAUAUGAUGCAUUUGAAGGACUGCGAGCAGAGGAGUGCGGUGUGCUGAACGGAUGCGAGAACGGUCGGUGUGUGCGGGUACAGGAGGGAUACACCUGUGACUGCUUCGAUGGAUACACACUCGACAUGUCCCGCAUGGCCUGCGUGGAUAUCAACGAAUGCUCCGAGCUGAACGCAAAGAUGUCUCUUUGCAAGAACGGCAACUGCAUCAACACACAAGGCUCUUAUAAGUGUGUGUGCCUUCCAGGAUUCAUCCUCUCUGCCCAGCACAACUACUGCGUGCCCCACAGACAAAAUGCCACCAGUACGGGCACAGAGUGACCAGCAGAGGGCGCAAGAUGCUAAAAACACUCUUAUUUAAUCGAGGCCCAUAUAUUCUGCACUGUAUAAAAACAAACACCCUAAAACAACCCUACAAAAAUCCUACUUGAGAUGAAGAGAGUUUAAUGUGCCAUCUUAUGGUGUCUAUGAGAGAACUGUAUAAAAUAUUUGUUUUAUCGCUCUAUGUAAGUAUAUUAUUUUUUACUGUAUUAGGAAGUAGAAAAGGUGUGAACAUAGCAGAGGUGAUAUUUCAGCAAACUGACAAACCCUAUGACCUUAAACUGGGGGACUGCUUUAUUUUACCCAGUCAAAGACACCAAGCGUGUGGAUAUUUUAUAUUGCAAAAGCCAAACACUCUCCCUUGUGCUUUUAUUUUUUUUAUUUUCAAGUUCUUUACUUCCUUUUAGUCUGUUACCGAAUAAUUAAUUAUCUGAUUUUUCUUUCUUGUGCUUUUCUGUUCACUUUUUACACCAAACACACACUUGCAAUGCAUUCAUAGGAAACAUACACGGCACAAAAUGUCAAGUCUUUAAAAUAAGCUUUUUAUAUGAGCUGCUUUGUAUUAAUGACAGACGCCAGCUAUUUUUCUGUGUCUGGGACAUUAGUUCACUGCGGAUGUCUGCCCUGUGGAGCAGGCAUGACCUUUAACCUCAGCUUUUCUUCUAGAAAUUAUUCUUAUUUUUUCUUUAAAAAGAAAAUAUUAAAAUGAAGUGCCUUUAUGUUUUUUUUUUUUUUUUUUUUUUUUAGACAGAAAUUCUGCAUUUAAUAGACUUGGGGAAAUGUCUUGCCAGGUUGCAAAGCUGCUAUUAAACAGCCGUGGGAUUUAAAUUUUGUUUAGUUUUUUCACUCUAUUUCUCUCUCUCUUAUUUUUUUCUUUUUUUUUUUGUACAUUUAAACUGAAGAGUUGAUAAACUAUGUAUUUGUAAUUUGUACAUGAAUAAAUACCUUCUAAAUAUCCCAAAAUAAUGUAUUAAAACUCUUUAAAUAAAUCAGAGAGGUUAGUUUAUACAUA